AUGGGCCAUCACGCAGCGGGCACGGGGCACCAUCACGACCCGAACAUCCACCCCGAUGACCCUCGUUACAAUCACAAUCACUUCCUCUUCCAUCAGUCUGGUAACCAGCCGCCGCCUCUUUUCGCCGCCGUCGCCGCUGUUGCAGCUGCCGGGAGACCUGCUUGGGAGAGUCCUGGACUCGCAGCUACGUCGGAAGCGGCAUCAGUCGCGACUGCCGAGGCAACAGCAACGGUCGAAGGAGGCGGAGGAGGAGGAGGAGGAGGAGGAGGAGGAAUAGCCUCGAUUGCCGCCGCAGCGGACAGCGGAACAGUCGCAGGGAACGAGAGGGCUGUGAUUGUAGGCCCUGUAGAUAUGGAGAAGCUAUUCCUUCCGGAAGCGGGCAAUGCGGCGGCAUCUGCGGGGCCGACAGCGAAAAAGGGACCCCCGGGACCGUGCACGAGUCUUAAGAAAGUCUACAUUAUCAAUGUUACGAAGGUGUCGCACCUCACCACGCGAACCAUGCUUCCCCCCACCGCCACUGUUGUUCUCUACCUGAAAAACAACCUGGCGCUGACCAAGGGCCUGCUGUUCAACGCGCCGUACUCGUGCACGAUUCUGAUGAGCGAGAAGUGGCCGGGGUUUACUAUAUCGAGUACGGACCUGACGAACCCGGUGAUUCGCGUGUGGAAUGCGAAUAACUUCGUGUCGAUGAACGUUAACUACAAACUGCCCGUGACGGAGGGCAGCCCCGAAUGCACCAACGUGCCGGAGCUCGGGUCGGGCGAGACGUGUCCGGCUGUGUCGGUGUACAAGUCGUACGGAGUGCAGAUCGGCAUGGGCACGGUGUACGGACGAGUGGACGUGCUGAGGAGCAUGGUCGUGCGCGUGGACUCACUCAAGGUCACGGGAGUGGCUAUCUUCAACAAGUCGCCGGGCGCCAUUCGCGUUGCGAUGUCGGGCUACGGCCCUGACCUCCUGCGCGCCCAAAUCGUCCUCUCGAGCAACGAGGUCUUUGGCGUGGACACCCCGAUCGUUUUGCACAGGGGCGCCGUCGGCAUAACGGUUACGAACAACUUCGUGCACAAUUUCAUUUUCGCGGGGAUUCGGUGCGGCGCGGACGUGCACUACAGCGGCGACUGCAUGCUGACGCGGAUCAACUGGAACCGUGUGGUGGCGUCGGGGAGGAACACAAACGGGGAUCACGACGCGGCGGGGAUUUAUUACUGCACGCACUGGUUCAACCCUGGCAACAGAGCGUUUUGCAACUAUGUGUUUAACGGAGAUCACUGUUAUUAUCUGGACUAUUGCACAUCUGGCGUGCUUGUAAGGGGCGGGGCUUGCAUCAACACGUACGACGGCAUGAAAGUCAACAACGGCAAGAGGAACGUGAUUAAGCACGUGGCAAUGAAGGGCACACAGGGAUCCCCUGGUUGGACCACAUGCUUUACAGUCACGCUCAACAACUGCCUCAAGGACCCUGGCAGCUACUGGGAGGCCAUGCGCGCCAAAUACUACAACACACCUGCAAUCAAUGCG
Messenger RNA from Closterium sp. Naga37s-1, 1515 nucleotides. The record is from the annotation of a GenBank genome assembly. NCBI's taxonomy places the organism in Eukaryota, Viridiplantae, Streptophyta, Zygnematophyceae, Desmidiales, Closteriaceae.